CUCUCCCAUCUCAUCCUCACCAACUCUUCGCUUCUCUCUUUUUCUUUGUCCAAACUCACAAACACACACACAUCACAGAGGGCAAAGCGUCGUGUAGUUGAAGAGCGACGACUGAAGCAAUGGCCGCUGCUCGGUGUUCUUCCGUGGUUCUCAUGCUGCUACUGACCUGCUGUUGCUCGGCGGCGUCCGCCGCGGAUGAGAAACUCACCCACCUCCACUUCUACUUCCACGAGGUCAACGCCGGCGCGCCCAACGCCACCGUCGUCAACGUCGCCAGCCUGCACAAGAACACGUCGACGUUCGGUGACCUGAACGUGUUCGACAACGCGCUGCGGGAGGGGCCAGACCCGGCGGCGUCGCGGCUCAUCGGCAGGGCGCAGGGGAUCGGGGUGCACGCGUCGCUGGACGAGUCCGGCGGCCUCACCGCCAUCAACUUUGUCUUCUCCGACUACGGCGAGUUCAGCGGCAGCACGCUGGCGACGAUGGGACACUUCACCGUGUCGGGCCCGUCGGAGCGCAGCAUCGUCGGCGGCACGGGCAAGCUCCGGUUCGCGCGCGGGUACAUGACCAGCAAGCUUCUCAGCUCCACGGACACCUCCAUCGUCGUCGUCUUCGACAUGUACUUCACCCUGGCCGACUGAUAGUCGUCCAGUGCACAGACGCAAUUUUUUUUCCUUUUUAAAUUCUGCAUGUACGGACGCAAAUGCCUUGCUGGUUGUACUGAGCUAUCUAAAGUAGGUGAUAAGCCAUCGAUAUUGGGAAUCUGGGUCGUUUUGACUCUGUUUUCUACAAAGUACUUUUUAAGAAUUAAGAAUUAAGAUACUAGACAAAUACUUUUGACA
Sorghum bicolor (sorghum) is the source of this 842-nucleotide messenger RNA. RefSeq names its product dirigent protein 1. The record is from RefSeq and is a predicted model, not a curated record. Bases 120 to 641 code for a protein of 173 amino acids. Lineage: Eukaryota; Viridiplantae; Streptophyta; Magnoliopsida; Poales; Poaceae. The transcript is spliced from 2 exons.